GUUUGGCUGUCAGUCGUUGACUAGCCCGCUCACCGGCCAGUCAUCACGUUCCCAGAUUAAGAACAGUUCCUCCUGAAACUCUAAAGGGGGAGAUAAGAAAUAUAGAUUGAUAUAAAUUUAAAGCCCCCUGCAGGGGAUAUUUCAGUUGGUCGAAGUAAAUCCAAGCAGCAACAUGCCUUCCGAUGCGGAACCCACUGCCUAUCAGAUUGGCCAAGUCAGGAGUAGCAUUCUCGAGAAACUGGAGAAGGAGCCACCAGCUGAACCAUUCCAUCCCACCGAUCUGAAGAGGAUUAACGACAGUGACCUCUGGAUCACGAAACUUCUGCAGGUUUAUGAAUUCGAUGUGGAGAAAUGCAUCACCAGAUUGUGGGAAAACCUUACUUGGCGUCAGAGCUUCGGGGUAUACGAUAUCAACGAGACGAACCUAAAUCAGGAAUACCUCAACGAUGGCUCCAUCUUUGUGCACAACAAGGAUAAGGAUGGAAAACCCCUGCUGAUCCUCACCAUUAAAAUGCACUCGAAGAGUCGCAAUCAGGAGGACCUCCUGCGAAUCCUGGUUUUCUGGAUUGAGCGAUUGCAGCGCGACUCCAACUUGGACAAGAUCACCCUUUUCAUGGACAUGACUGGCUCUGGACUGAGUAACUUGGAUCUGGACUUCAUCAAGACAAUUGUGGGCGUGUUCGAGACCAGAUAUCCCUAUGUACCGAACUAUAUACUGGUGCAUGAGUUGCCAUUCCUUUUAAAUGCUGCUUUUAAAAUCGUGAAGACCUUCCUGCCCGCCGAAGCUCUGAAAAUCCUUAAGGUGACCACCAAGAAGGACAUCGAUCAGUAUGUGGACAAGGACAACUGCCUGAAAAUCUGGGGCGGUAACGACGACUAUGUUUAUAAAUUUGCCUAAAGCUUGCUACAAAUUUUGUAAAUUAGUGUAAAUAAUACGAUAUUUAUUACCGGAA
Molecule: messenger RNA, 953 nt
Organism: Drosophila ficusphila
Lineage: Eukaryota; Metazoa; Arthropoda; Insecta; Diptera; Drosophilidae
Product: motile sperm domain-containing protein 2
Exons: 3
Coding region: 173-898 (241 amino acids)
Source: RefSeq, a predicted model, not a curated record